AGUGCGGUACAUCGUAAUUAUGCUCAGUGGGAAUCCUAUCACCCAACAAGUUAGUAUUCAUUCAUUUGUUGAUGGCACACAACACGACUGCCUGCGUCUGGCGAAAUCCACCGACAGCUUAUACAUCUCCAAACAGUCCUGAUAAUUUAUAACAAGAAGUCAUGUACGAUUCUAUUCUUACUCUCAUGGAUAACUUCACGUUUGGAAAAGACGAUUCUCUUUUCGUUCUUGCAAACAUCAGUGAUGUUGCUCCUGGUGCAGAAGGCAGUGGCUUUAUGCGCAUCUUUACCGUGGUAGGGCUUGCCUUGUUGUCUUUGUCUGGGGUAGUUGGCAAUACCUUAGUUUGUAUCGUACUUCAAAAAAUUCGCAAGAAGUCCUCGAUGGACUGCUUGAUCCUGGUUCUUGCACUGGCGGACCUCGGGAUUCUCAUAGUCGAAGUUCCAAUCAUCCUUAUUCGAAUACAACUGGAUGAGAUAUGGCCUCUGGGAGAAGCAACGUGUAAGCUGGUCUACCCAAUACAAGAUGUUUUUUUCGGUAUCUCGAUCUGGGUGAUAGUCACGAUUGCGUUGGAAAGAUACCAAAAGAUAGUACACAUCGCUAAGGGGUUUGUCCGCCGUCUUCGCAGAGAACUCUAUCUCAUCGUCGUUGCCAUUAUUGCCUUAAACUUUCUUGUGUUCUCGCUACCUCUCUUCUUUCUGGUGGAUUUUAAAAAGGUCUCAGGGUCCUGGUAUUGCGUAGUCCAGUGGCCCGAAUGGGCGGAGUUGCCAGGACACAUGAACAUUGCCUAUCAGGCGCAUACUAUCCUAAUUGUCAUAGCAGGUUACCUGUCUCCACUGGGCAUAAUACUGGCAACGUACGCCUCGAUCUCCCGUCAUCUUAAAAAAAGCAAUUUCUUUCUUCGCCGAUGUGUCCCUACUUGCCCCGAACAAGCCCCUAUACCUGGCCAGUCAUUGAGGUUAAAGCAAAAUGCCCGGGCCAAACGUUUAUUAACACCGGUUGUUGUUGCUUUUGCUGUAACAAUGUUGCCCCUAAACGUGCUGCGGCUUGCGGUCAUUUACGUUAAAAUUCCCAACUCGGCUUUCAGGGUGAUUUUCCCUGUUGCUUGCGCACUGGUGGCAGUGAACUCGGUUGUUAACCCCUUUAUCUAUACUUUUACCAACAAAAACUUUAAAUUAGCGGUGAAAAGGUUGUUUUGUGGGGGUGUCAGCAAAAACAUGCAGUGGACAGGGAUUUUCUCUUCAAGGCGGCAGAGACAAUAUGAAAUAACGCCUGCACCAGCCAGUUCUGUGUGAAGCUAAUGUGACGAGCAGAGCAAGAAACAGCAUGGUCUGCCUUGGCAGCGUGUCUGGAAACUGGACAAAAGAUAAAAAGAAAUCAACAUUAGAAUAGCGCACGAGCGCCCAGCUAGAUUAGAAAGGACAAAUGAAAAAAAUAUCCAUUCAACAAACCACAAAUUUAACUAAAUUAAUUUGAAAAAGAAAAUAGAUGAAAAAUAAACGCAAACCUUUGAAUAACGAACAGUAGAAUAUUAAGUUUUGAAAAGAAAGUAUAUGCAAAAAGCCUAAUAACUGACGAUUCUUUCAAUACGAAAAGACCGCUCAAUAGAAAGUAGAAAAAGAUUAACACUAUAGUGACUACGGCUUUAUUUCAUUUCUAUUUCCUUCAUGUUACUCUGUAUUGUGUAUCGCUAACGGACUUCUUCCUACAUUAGUAACUGAACGUAUGGUCCAAGAUGCAAUUUUACAAUUUCUUUUGAAAUUAGUAACCGUAUCGGCUUACUCAUAUAGCUACUUUCAUCUCGACAAACAGAGCAUAUAAAAAAGAAAAACAAGGAAGGUAGAGGUCCCAGUAUGUAAAGAGCUUUCAUCCCUGGCUCCGUGACUAUGGCUGCAAGCUACAUUUUUAUUCGUGCAUUUUAUUAUAUGAUUGAUUUCAUUGCCGACUGAUUUGAUAUAAAAGCAUCCGUGUCAUUAUCUUUUUUAUGACGGUAGCCGCCAAUUUGCAGAAAAAUUAGAUCUUAUCAGUGAGCGAUAUCAUUUCCCCAAGCUAGAGAGGUGACAUAUUCAAAAGUACCGUUAGUAUUUCUUGAUAUCAUUGUAGAAAGUUGUAGAAGUAAAAUAAAAAAUAAACGAAUCUGAUCUA
Molecule: messenger RNA, 2142 nt
Organism: Nematostella vectensis (starlet sea anemone)
Lineage: Eukaryota; Metazoa; Cnidaria; Anthozoa; Actiniaria; Edwardsiidae
Product: somatostatin receptor type 2
Exons: 1
Coding region: 162-1292 (376 amino acids)
Biological process (GO): neuropeptide signaling pathway
Cellular component (GO): membrane
Molecular function (GO): G protein-coupled peptide receptor activity
Source: RefSeq, a predicted model, not a curated record